AUGCAGAUUCGCCUAGAGCCUCGCAGGAGAACUCAAGGUAAGCGACCCCCAGGUGAACUGAUUACCACUUUGUUGUCUUUGCCUGCUAACCAUUUCGAUUUGAGCGACGAGCUAGCUCAACGGCUAGCCAACCUUCCAACCACCGCCGGCGAAAACGCCUCCGCUGAGAACCGAUGGUACCAAUUGCGGGCCACAGUCCAGUCGACAGCCCUGGCUGCCCUCGGUCACGCAGGUCGCCAACAUCGGGACUGGUUCAAUGAAAACGACGCCGCCGUCAUCAGCAGACUGCUCGCGGAGGAGGACCGCCUGCACAAAGCCUACGUCAGUCGUUCCACCGAUGAGAACAAAGCAGCCUUCUACCGUAGUCGCUGCCUUGUGCAACGGCGGCUGCGCGGAAUGCAGACCGCUUGA
Molecule: messenger RNA, 411 nt
Organism: Spirometra erinaceieuropaei
Lineage: Eukaryota; Metazoa; Platyhelminthes; Cestoda; Diphyllobothriidea; Diphyllobothriidae
Source: the annotation of a GenBank genome assembly